Molecule: messenger RNA, 2816 nt
Organism: Magnolia sinica
Lineage: Eukaryota; Viridiplantae; Streptophyta; Magnoliopsida; Magnoliales; Magnoliaceae
Product: pentatricopeptide repeat-containing protein At3g49740
Exons: 1
Coding region: 356-2560 (734 amino acids)
Biological process (GO): RNA modification
Molecular function (GO): RNA binding; protein binding
Source: RefSeq, a predicted model, not a curated record
AUAGUAAAAAUUACUAAAAAUUGUAAAAGGAUGUUCAAAAGUAUCAAUACCCUUAGAUGACCAAACCAAGGAUUGUUUCAAUGACUUGAUUUUUAAAAUUAAAAAAAUAAAAUAAAACUUAAUAAAAGUAAUAAAUUUUAAUUUAAAGUCCUAAUUUAACCCACAUAAAACGAUUGAAUUUUGCACUGGCACCAUUAAAUCGUUCUUCACCCCUCUGCAUCAAAAUAUUAAGUUCAAAUCCCAAAUUUAAAUUCUUAACGAUCCAAAUCCAAACUACCAAACGACUCCAUGAAUGAACUACCCCAGAUGUUCACUGUAGUUUGCACGCCACACCCUUCCAAGUUGAGAGUGGCUGAUGAAGUUCACAUUUCAAGGCCAAACCAUAACUAUAAAACCUACCCAAAUCCCCACUCAACUCCUCAUAAGACUCAAUGCUCUGAUUUCCAAACUCACUCACUCAAACCAGCAUUUACAAGCCCUCCAGCUCUUCAACCAAAUCCACUCAUCCAACCACCUCAAACCAGACCACUACACCCUAGCUAGUACCCUCACCGCCUGUGCCGCCAUUCGCGACACUGCUGCUGGAAACCAGAUCCACGCCCACGCCAUCCGAUCGGGCUUCAAAGCAUACGCCCAUGUUAGCAACACGCUUCUCUCGCUCUACGCAAAAUCCAACGACUUGGAUUCCACACGCCGCCUGUUUGAUGAAUUCAACGCCCCCGACGUGUACUCGUGGACGACUCUCCUAUCGGCUUAUGCCAAAUCGGGGCAAAUCGACCAUGCCUCCCUAUUGUUCGAUCGAAUGCCUCAGAGAAAUGUCGCUGUCUGGAAUGUGAUGAUCACAGGUUAUGUUGAGUGUGGGUGCCCGGAGGUUGCUUUCGAGAUGUUUGAUAGAAUGCAUCAGUUGGGUGUGGGACAUGAUCACUAUAGUUUCGCUAGUGUUUUGAGCUCGUGUUGUUCGCCUGAGCUGUUGGAUUCGGGAAAGCAGGUGCAUUCACUGGUUAUUAGAACUGGGUUUUUGGCUAGAGUUUCUGUAAUCAACGCUCAGCUUACAAUGUAUUUCAAUUGUGGAUUGAUAAAAGAUGCAUUUGGUGUAUUUGAAGACGCCACAACAUGUAAUCAGAUAACUUUCAAUGCCAUGAUAUCAGGACUAGUAAAUUGGGGAAGAGAUGUGGAGGCUUUGACGAUGUUCUUGCAGAUGCAAGAAUCUUGUUUCGGGCCCACUGAACUUACAUUCAUGAGUGUUCUGAGUGCCUGUUCAUCUGCAAAAAUGGCAAAAUUAGGCUGUCAAAUACAUACCCAAGUCAUCAAAUUGGGUUUUGAAGCUUGUGUUUUGGUUAGCAAUGCUGCAAUAAACAUGUACUCCAACUGUGGUAAUCUACCCAAUGCUCAAUUAGUUUUUGAGAGACUGGAGGAGAAGGAUCUCGUCUCAUGGAAUUCGAUGAUUACGGGUUUUGCCCAAGGGAAGUGUCGUGAAUCAGCCAUCUGGGUCUAUAAGCAAAUGCGAAGAGCUGGGAUUGAGCCCGAUGAUUUCACCUUUGGGAGUCUACUAGCUUGCACCGAAUUCUUCGAGAAUAUUGAAAUUAUUCAAGCUGCAGUGGCUAAAAAUGGGCUAAUCUCAAGUAUCCAAGUUGGAAAUGCAUUGAUUUCUGCAUUUUCGGAUUAUGGUAAGAUACAACAUGCUUGUCACGUCUUUCGGGAGAUGACUUUCAGGAAUUUGAUAUCUUGGAAUUCAAUUAUAUCAGGUUGUGUGUUGAAUGGGUUUCCAGUUUUGGGCUUAGAACUUUUCUAUCAGAUGCAGACAUUGGAGUUCAAGCCGAAUAUCUACACUCUCAGCAUCGUGUUGAGCGCUUGUGCAAGCAUUUCGGCUUUGAGACAUGGGAAACAGAUCCAUGCUUACAUUCUCAGAUCGGAGUUGGACUUGGAGACAUCAUUGGGCAAUCCCCUUAUUACCAUGUAUGCGAAAUCUGGGGUUUUAGAUCUGUCUGCCAGAGUAUUUUGUGGAAUGCCCGAAAGGGAUGUGGUCACUUGGAAUGCCAUGGUUGCAGCUUAUGCACAGCAUGGGGAUGGAAAAGAAGCCAUCCGCUGCUUCAAGGCAAUGAGAGAAUUGGGCAUUGAGCCGGAUGCAGUCACCUUUACAACAGUUCUCUCUGCAUGCAGCCAUGCUGGUUUGGUCGACGAGGGCCAUUGUAUUUUCUUGUCCAUGGUCAAAGAUUACAGAAUGGAGCCUAGUGUAGAUCACUAUUCUUGCAUCAUCGAUCUUCUAGGCCGAGCUGGGCAUCUAGAUGAGGCAGAAAGAUUAGUGAAUAGCAUGCCGUUUCAAAUGGAUUCCCAUAUCUGGUGGGCACUGCUCGGUGCUUGUAGAGUUCACAGCAAUGUGAGGCUGGGAAGAGUUGCAGCUGGGUUUCUUCUGGAGAUUGAACCAGAAAAUCCUGCUGUUUAUGUGCUUCUGUCACAUAUUUAUGCAGCAGCUGGGCAAUGGGAAGAAGCUGCUUCUGUGAGGGAACUGAUGAAGAAGAAUGGGGUGAUGAAAAUGCCUGGGUGUAGUUGGGUGGAAUGACAGAAUCGUGUGCAACGGUAGACAGGGUAAACUGAUAUGUAAGGGCCUGUUUGGAUGUCCCUAUGUUCAAGAGAUUGUCCCAUUGGCAUACCUUCUCCUCCAAGUUGCAGGAUGGGAUUGUUUAGUCAAACAUGAAAAUGCAUGUUGUACGCUCCACUCUAUUGUUAUGGCCAGGCUUCUUCCCCAAUUCAUAAAUGACAUGAAACUUUUUUCCUAUCAAAUUUUAUUGGAUCCAUGAAUUGGGCAGACCCCAUCA